CCUCCUCUCUCGCUCUCUUCCCACACUCCCCCCCCCCCCCCCAAAAUAAAAAAAAACAACACAACCCACCCCACGCGCCGGGGGGAUGAAGGAAAAGAGCGGCGCAAAAAAGCGGCUGGAGUAGCCCGCCCUCCCCCUCCACACACCCCGCACACCGCCCUCCCCUUCCUCCCCUCCCUCAGUGAACGAGGCCCCUCGCACAACGACUCUUGGAGAGGAAGGGGGGGAAGGAGAAAAAAAAAAAAAAAGGCGGAAAAGAAGGAGAGAAAAAAAAAAGGGGGGGGGAUAAAAAAAAAAAAAAAAAAGAAAUUAAAUUAAAUCCCCGCUGCCUCUCCAGCGGUGCCGCGGCGGGUAAGGGUAGCGGCGGUGGCUGGGCAGAGAGGAGGCAGAGCACGGGGGGCGAGCCGGGGAGCGCCGCGCUCUCCCUCCCAAACUUUGAUGAUGACCAUGACUACGAUGGCUGACGGGCUGGACGCGCAAGACUCCUCGAAAUCCGCCUUCAUGGAGUUCGGGCAGCAGCAGCCGCCGCCGCCGCAGCCGCCGCCGCCGCCCCACUCCCAGCAGAGCUCGCCGGCCAUGGCCGGCGCCCACUACCCGCUGCACUGCCUGCACUCCGCCGCCGGUUCGCAUCCGCACCACCAGCAUCACCACCACAGCUCGCCCUACUCCGGCACCGCCGGCUCCUACAACCACCGUUCGCUGGCAGCCUACCCCUACGUGAGCCACUCGCAGCACAGCCCGUACCUCCAGUCCUACCACAACAGCAGCGCGGCCAGCCAGACGCGAGCAGACGACUCAGAUCAGCAAAAAACCACAGUGAUUGAAAACGGUGAAAUCAGAUUCAAUGGAAAAGGGAAAAAGAUUCGGAAGCCUCGAACCAUUUACUCUAGUCUACAACUCCAGGCUUUAAACCAUCGCUUUCAGCAGACUCAGUACCUGGCACUUCCAGAGAGAGCUGAGCUGGCAGCUUCAUUAGGACUUACCCAGACACAGGUGAAGAUCUGGUUUCAGAACAAGCGCUCCAAGUUCAAGAAGCUGCUGAAGCAGGGCAGCAACCCCCACGAGAGCGACCCUCUGCCCGGCUCCGCAGCCCUCUCCCCGCGCUCUCCGGCUCUGCCUCCAGUCUGGGACGUUUCAGCUUCUGCCAAGGGAGUCAAUAUGCCUCCCAACAGCUACAUGCCUGGCUAUUCUCACUGGUAUUCUUCUCCACAUCAAGACACAAUGCAGAGACCACAAAUGAUGUGAAUUGUCCAAGAGAAAUAAUCUCCCAAGAACGCCUCGUCUCGACAUGGCAAGAAGUUCCCCUGCUUUGCCAAGCCGUGCCAGCUAACAGGCUCUGUGUGAACUUGUAGAUGCGGCAAAGAGACAGAGUGGCUUCAUUUUCUUUUAUUUUUGCUUUUUUUUUUUUUUUUUUUAAGUAACCUCAACGAUUGAUCUCGAACAGAAAGACACAAUUUUCAUUCUGGCGCACAGAAGACACUUCUCUUUAGGAUAUUUUCCUUUGGACUCCAGGGCACCAGCCUCUUUCUCUGUGGAGUAUACGUCAAAACAAACUUUUUACAGACUUCGCCCACAAGAAGAACCUGAAUCUACCAUGGCAGCCGUUUUUACUUGUUUAAUGAGCUAAAGACAUUACAUGAUGAAAGAGGGACUAGUCAAAGCUCCUUCAUUUUUAUUCACCAAAUCCGGACUGGGG
Messenger RNA from Pezoporus occidentalis (night parrot), 1696 nucleotides. It is a transcript of the gene DLX6, whose product is annotated as distal-less homeobox 6. The record is from RefSeq and is a predicted model, not a curated record. The transcript is spliced from 3 exons. The coding region runs from base 439 to 1245 and encodes 268 amino acids. Lineage: Eukaryota; Metazoa; Chordata; Aves; Psittaciformes; Psittacidae. Gene Ontology annotation, molecular function: RNA polymerase II cis-regulatory region sequence-specific DNA binding; DNA-binding transcription factor activity, RNA polymerase II-specific. Gene Ontology annotation, biological process: embryo development; negative regulation of transcription by RNA polymerase II; cell differentiation.